AUGGUGGCCUGCAGUCGUAGCGCCAUGGGCCUGUGGGAUGCCACUGUGGGUGGAGGUGGACCUCGGCGCGGGUGUCUCCCCGCAUCUGACUGGAGCCCCUGCGCCACCGUUGCCGAGGUCAUCAAGAUCGAGCAUCCCACUCGAGGCGAUGAUACCCGCGCCUGGGGACCGCCUUAUGCCACCUACAAGGAAGGCUCAACACAAAAAGGACCCGGGGAGUCGGCUUACUUUCUUGCCGUGAACCGCAACAAGAAGUCCCUGGGCCUCAACUUUCAGCAUCCCAGCGGCACCAAGAUCCUCCACAAGCUGGUCGCCGGCUGUGACAUUCUCGUCGAAAACUACCUCCCAGGGACGCUGAAGAAGUACAAACUCGACUACGACACGUUACGGGCCAUCAAUCCUGCCCUCAUUUACGCCCGUGACGGCCCGCCCGUCAAGGUCGGUGUCGCCGUGACGUACCUGACGACGGGCCUGUACACGAGCAACAGCAUCAUGGCCGCACUGCUGGCCCGUGCCAAGACUGGCAGGGGACAACACAUUGAUGUUUCGUUGAGCGAUUGCCAGACGGCGACGCUGGCCAACAUUGCCAGCAGCUGCCUCGUCAGUGGGAAGAAGGACUCGGGUCGCUGGGGAACCGCGCAUCCAUCAAUUGUGCCCUACCGAUCAUUUAAGACGCGGGAUGGAGACAUUCUCUUCGGGGGUGGCAACGAUCGGCUCUACGGCAUUCUCUGCGAGGGCCUGGGUCGGCCGGAGCUGAAAGACGAUCCGAAGUACAUUACCAAUGCCCAGAGAGUCGCAAAUCGCAUCGAGCUGGAGGCUUUGAUCGAGGGCAUCUCAAUGACGAAGACGACCGAAGAAUGGCUGCAGGUAUUCGAGGGCAAGGGGAUGCCGUAUGCAGCAGUUAACGACGUGCAGGCGACAAUGGAGCACGAGCACACAAAAGCGAGGAACAUGGUCGUAGAGAUGGAUCACGAGCACUGCGGCACGAUCAAGAUGGUGAACACACCAGUCAAAUACUCGGAGAGCGAGCCGAGGAUCCGGUCUGUGCCGCCAACUCUUGGGCAGCAUACGGAAGAGGUAUUGACCCAACAGCUGGGGUUGUCGGCGGAGGGAGUUCAAGCGUUGCGGAGCGAAGGAGUUGUAAGGUGA
This is a messenger RNA of Verticillium alfalfae VaMs.102, 1149 nucleotides long. Its product is annotated as formyl-coenzyme A transferase. The transcript is spliced from 5 exons. The record is from RefSeq and is a predicted model, not a curated record. NCBI's taxonomy places the organism in Eukaryota, Fungi, Ascomycota, Sordariomycetes, Glomerellales, Plectosphaerellaceae. The coding region runs from base 1 to 1149 and encodes 382 amino acids. Gene Ontology annotation, molecular function: catalytic activity.